UUUUGCGCCAAGACCAAUUUUUCAAGAAAGGCAACUUUUGCAUCUAAAUAAUUGCCAAAUUUUGCCAUUAAAGCAACCCUGAUUGCGAUUUCAAACGCAGGAGUUGAUUUCUUCGGUAUUUGACUGUAUCCUGAACAAAUAUCGUCUAAAACCAUUUGUUCAUUACGGAGAAUUUGAUGUGAAAGUGACUGACAUUUUCUCAAGCCCCUGAUUUCCAGCUGCAAAAAUGGAGUCAUGUUGUUGAAAAGUUAGCCUACUUUGCGGAACCCCUCCUCGUCUGAUUUCUGUCGUGGAUUGGUUGUUUGCCGCAGUGAAAUCAAAACUGAUCAGUCAUGACGACCGUCGAAUAUGACUUGGACACCUCUGGUGGCCUUAUGGAGGAAAUUCAUAAGCUGACUGCACCUCCCCAAAGUGAAGAAUCAAUGCGUAAAAAGAAGAGGAAAGAACGAGAAUAUCGUCGCCAUGGCAGAGCUGUCAAUCACGAUUGCUGUGACAGCUGUAAAGAGGGUGGUGAUUUGCUGUGUUGUGAUAGAUGCCCAGCUGCAUUUCAUCUUCAUUGCCACAAUCCACCCCUGGAAGAAGACGAUUUACCCCCUGGUGAAUGGAUCUGUCAUCGAUGUCGGGUUAUGCCACCACAGGUAGAGAAGGAUGACGAUUCGUGGUCAACGUGUAGUUCACAUAGUUACCGAAGUUUAGCCACUCCUGUACCGGGGACCAGCAGCAGCACCAAUGGCGAUGAUAAAGAGAAGAAAAAGAAGGAGAAAGAGAAGGUGGCUUACUCGAAUAACCCAUUCAUACUGAUGGACAUGGAUAGUGAGGAUCCAGAGAAACCUCUCGAUACUCUCAUUAAGGCAGCUGGUUUGAUGAACCCAGAGCAGUUUGCUAUAGCAAGUGAGAUGUCAUGUACUACGCAGCUUCCGGGUACAAGCAAGCGCCGCUGGACACGUGAUAGCAAUCGAAAUCCACCAAAAAGGUUGGCACAUGAGUUGGAUAAUGGAACGGUUCCGUUGCCAGCAAAACUCUGCUUUACUUGCAGCAAGAGCUGCCGCAAAGCACCCUUGAUCCAGUGUGACUACUGCCCUCUGCUCUUCCAUCUGGAUUGCCUCUAUCCACCAUUGACGUCAAUGCCGACUGGACGUUGGAUGUGCCCAAAUCAUCCGGAAAAUUUUGUCGAUGAAAAGUUACUGAAGUCGCUGAGCCUGACUGAACGUGUUGCGUUGUGGGAUAAAUUCAAUGGGAAUGUAAAUGCACAUACUGUCAAGAUUGACUUCCUGAAGCAUAUUCACAGAAAGAACCCACCCUUCAGAAUCAAAGUUGCUCAUCCAAAGAGGGAAGCCGUCAAGGUUCCAAAUGCAAUAAAGCAGCAAUAUCUUUAUCCACCACCAUUGAUGCCUCGACCAAAUGAAGCGCCCAGGAUUCUUGAUCCGAAUAAUGGAGUCACAUCAGAAAUCUCUCAGGAAGACCAAGAUGAGUGGUUAUCAUCUGUGGUUGCUCUGCAAACGAGUAUUAGCCGCCAUCUCGCACAAAGAAAACUGAAGCCAGGUGAUGGGAAAGUUGUAGAGCACUCGAAACCCACUGCCUCCGUGAUGCCAACAGUCAAGCAGCUUGAUCCUAUUCCCUCCAACACAGCCACAUCACCGAAUAUUAGUGGACAAGCGGCAUUGGACCAGUUGAAGAUUGGGGGUGAGCCGGCAAUAAAAACACUCUCCAAUGGUCCUUCAGCUUUUUCUCCAACGCAUGAAACGCUCGGCAAUGGACCGUUUUGUGAAGGAAUUCAAAAACUACCUGGACAGGUCUCACUUCUGAAAAAUAACACUAGCCCAAUGGAUACCAGUGAUACUGUGGACAAUAGUUUAUUUGGGCAGAGAAUGUCUACUAGUAUGGAUGUUUCGCCAACUGUAAUGAAGGUUUCUGUGCCGGUACCUGAGAAAUCAGGUAACUCCGCUGGUGGAAGUACUCCAACUAAAAACAUUAUCGUUAGUGCAUUCAGUAAGGGUAACAGUGUCGCAGUUACCAAGGCUUUGACUAGCAAUCCAAAUACUACACAGCCAAGAACUGUUACUGUCAGUAAUCAACAAUCCAUCUUGACACCAAAGGCGAGCACAAAUUCAGGAGCCAAGCCAACCACUCCAACAGGCAGCAAGAUCAGCAUCAUGUCUGCAUCAUCAACAGGACAGUUGACACCAAAGGUCAUAACAGUCUCAGCUAGCCAAGCCAAAUCUACAUCGACUACCACAAGCUCUGUUGCUGGUGUUGCAUCCAGUGCUGCCGCUAAGCUAAAUGCUGCCGGUGCCUUAAGCACAUCACCAGCUAUAAUCAACUUGAAUAACUCUUUACAAACCUACAUAGAUGGAACUUCAGGAGAUGUUGAACUCAGCAAGCUGGAUGAGCGCCUCAUCCAGAUUCUAGCUUGGCAGCGACUUCAGCAGCUCCUACCACAGAAGAAUACUACGACUUCCAGUUCUGGCAAAAAGGGUACACUGAACGGGCUUCUCUCACCUGCAGUAUCCACUGAAGUCCAGGCACGAGCUUUACUGUGUCCCUUGACUGGGAAAGGCAACACCGUACCAAUGCCAUACAGAACAUUGACUGUUGGAACAGGUGGUGACAUGGAUGUCUGCCUUACUGCCUAUGGCCACUGCAACUACGUCUCGGCAAAACAUGCGUGCAUAUUCUUUGACGAGACAACCAAGCACUAUGAACUUCUCAACUACAGUGAGCAUGGUACGACUGUGGACAAUGUGCUGUAUUCAUGUGAUUUCUCAGAGAAGUUGGUGCUCUCUCCGAAACCGACUGGUAUUGUUGCAUCAGUUCGAAAGAUAAUCAGCAAGAAAAAGCAGAAGCCACAGCCUGAACCUAUGGAAGAGCUGAAGCCAGAGGACAGACUCACUAUGAGUGCUCAUGCCACUGAGGUUCGUAAACAGUGCAAUUGUAAAGGAAGCAGCUCCAGCUUGAUUGGUGGAUCAGGUGCUGGCUGGGAGGGUACAGCGUUACUGCAUCACGGCAGCUACAUAAAGGUCGGUUGCCUCCAAUUUGUGUUCAGCAUCGUCGAGCAAGCUCCGAGAGAUUUGUCUCAGGAAAGGAAGAGAGAGGGAUUCUCGAUAUUGAAGUCGCAGCUCCGGGUGACGCCAACAGAAUAAACUUUCAUUAUAAUCACAGAACUACCACUGCAAGUGAUAGUACGAGACACUGAAAUGAUGUUGAACUCUCCUGGACUCCCACAGUACCUUCCAAAUCUUUCAAAAAGUGUUAUGAUACAAACAUAGGUGUGCUCUUCAAAGAUAAGGAAGUCUUCAGUGACCCUGAACGGCUCUGAAAGCACUUGAUUUCUAUUCUGCCUGUGCUUAUUUCAAAGUGUUUCAUCAAGAUUCGUCGAGUCGGAAGCUUCCACCCUUGAUUUAAAACAAAUUCAAGGCCUGCAUAGCACGGAAUUUUAUCUUCGAUGGUUAUGCAACCUAGGAAAUUAAAUAAGAUUCCUUUAAGACCAUACACAAUCAUACAUAAUCAAUGACUGUACUGGUAUGGUUUGACAGGAAUUUUAAAGAAUUUCAUUAAGAAGCAUAACCACAGGAAAGAUAAACUUGUGUAAAUAAUAAUAUUUGUAUAUUUGAUGAUACAAAGGUUUUGAAUCGUAGCUAUGAUUGAUUAUCAUUCUUUUCUGAUUGUUCUAAAUGCUAUCAUGGUAUGUUGUGUUCAGAGAUACGGAGGAAAUGAAAACGCUCAGAGGUAAACGUUUUGGUCUGCACCAUAUCAUUUUGAAAAAGAAAACUAUGUUUUGGUUGAGAUUAAAAUGAUUCGAAUUCUCUCAGGUUGAUAAUUAUUCUGGUAUUGAUUAUAAAAAAUGAGAUUUUAAAUUUUGGUGUGUCACUUGGUGCAUUGGGGAGGGGUAAAAUAGUAAUGUUUACAUCUUGUUGAAUGUUGAUGCAGUACAUGUAACUGCUGAUAUUGAAUAUUCCAGCAGUUCUUGAACUGUGAAAUGAGGUCGAGUCUCUUGUACUUGUUCCCAUAUAAUACGUUUACUGGUCGUCCUGAACUUUGGAAUACUGGUACUUGAUGCAGUGUUCUCCGACUGAUAGAAUAUUCCAGCAUUUAUUGAACUAGGAAGUGAGGUCAGGUCUAUUGUAUUUGUUCCCAUGUACUAGUUUAUUGGUAUUGUCCUAAACUUUGGAGGGUAGAUGAUGGUUAAUCAAAAUUAGAAAUUGUCAUGAGCUUUGUACACCAAUGAAUGAGUAAUUUCUCCUGUAAGGUUCUUCCUGAAGAAAGCUCACCAGUACGGCCUUGAUUGUGAGUAAUCGCCUGAUAUUGUACAGUGUACAUUCAUGUACAUGUUCAUCUCAUGAGUUACCAUAAAAUGUGCUUGUUGAAGCCUUAGAUUAUCUAUUCUUUGGUGUGCUGUAAUUUGUGCAAGGUUUGUUGUAUGUAUCUCUUGCCUAUACAGGCCAUGGUUAUCAUGCAUUUGGUCUGGAAUGUGAGGUCAGUGCCCCUUUGUUACUAUAGCCCACAUUUGAAAGUCAGCCAGCGGGUAAUAACAAAUGCUCAAUACACAGGCCAAUGUACACUAGUCGUGCAUGUGUUGAUCAUUUCCGCUGGCUGACUUUCGAAUGUGGUCUAUUGGAUUCCAGUUUUCAGACGUAACUUUGGUUCAUUUUCUCAUGAAUCACUCCUCUUAGAAGAUUCAGUUCAAAUUUAGGCCCUGUGAUCAAAAAUCUUCAAAAUCACGAGAGCUUGAAAAUGCAGCCUUCUGAAAAUCAAGAUGGAAACUCCUAAAAUAAUCUGCUGAUUUUUGUAUCCAUUAAGAUGAAAUUUCUGCAUCAUGUAGCAAUUUUGAUAUCGAAAUGAGUGAAAACUUAAAUAUAUUGUAAAUAUGUAGCCAGUUCCCAAUUUAUCUGUACAGUAUUUUUGUUAAUGUAGUUUCUUACCUAUUAUAAAUUCAUAGCAUGCCUUGUAAUGUGAACCGCAUUGUAUUCAUAAAUGUGAAAUACUUGACAGUGGCAAAUGAAUAAAACAUUGUUCAGUAGA
Molecule: messenger RNA, 5019 nt
Organism: Lineus longissimus
Lineage: Eukaryota; Metazoa; Nemertea; Pilidiophora; Heteronemertea; Lineidae
Product: PHD finger protein 12-like
Exons: 13
Coding region: 333-3140 (935 amino acids)
Biological process (GO): negative regulation of transcription by RNA polymerase II
Cellular component (GO): Sin3-type complex; nucleus
Molecular function (GO): protein binding; transcription corepressor activity
Source: RefSeq, a predicted model, not a curated record